Molecule: messenger RNA, 10667 nt
Organism: Homo sapiens (human)
Lineage: Eukaryota; Metazoa; Chordata; Mammalia; Primates; Hominidae
Gene: AR
Product: androgen receptor
Exons: 8
Coding region: 1127-3889 (920 amino acids)
Biological process (GO): cellular response to testosterone stimulus; regulation of DNA-templated transcription; androgen receptor signaling pathway
Cellular component (GO): plasma membrane; nucleus; cytoplasm
Molecular function (GO): steroid binding; sequence-specific double-stranded DNA binding; DNA-binding transcription factor activity
Source: RefSeq, marked reviewed
AGCGCCCCCUCCGAGAUCCCGGGGAGCCAGCUUGCUGGGAGAGCGGGACGGUCCGGAGCAAGCCCAGAGGCAGAGGAGGCGACAGAGGGAAAAAGGGCCGAGCUAGCCGCUCCAGUGCUGUACAGGAGCCGAAGGGACGCACCACGCCAGCCCCAGCCCGGCUCCAGCGACAGCCAACGCCUCUUGCAGCGCGGCGGCUUCGAAGCCGCCGCCCGGAGCUGCCCUUUCCUCUUCGGUGAAGUUUUUAAAAGCUGCUAAAGACUCGGAGGAAGCAAGGAAAGUGCCUGGUAGGACUGACGGCUGCCUUUGUCCUCCUCCUCUCCACCCCGCCUCCCCCCACCCUGCCUUCCCCCCCUCCCCCGUCUUCUCUCCCGCAGCUGCCUCAGUCGGCUACUCUCAGCCAACCCCCCUCACCACCCUUCUCCCCACCCGCCCCCCCGCCCCCGUCGGCCCAGCGCUGCCAGCCCGAGUUUGCAGAGAGGUAACUCCCUUUGGCUGCGAGCGGGCGAGCUAGCUGCACAUUGCAAAGAAGGCUCUUAGGAGCCAGGCGACUGGGGAGCGGCUUCAGCACUGCAGCCACGACCCGCCUGGUUAGGCUGCACGCGGAGAGAACCCUCUGUUUUCCCCCACUCUCUCUCCACCUCCUCCUGCCUUCCCCACCCCGAGUGCGGAGCCAGAGAUCAAAAGAUGAAAAGGCAGUCAGGUCUUCAGUAGCCAAAAAACAAAACAAACAAAAACAAAAAAGCCGAAAUAAAAGAAAAAGAUAAUAACUCAGUUCUUAUUUGCACCUACUUCAGUGGACACUGAAUUUGGAAGGUGGAGGAUUUUGUUUUUUUCUUUUAAGAUCUGGGCAUCUUUUGAAUCUACCCUUCAAGUAUUAAGAGACAGACUGUGAGCCUAGCAGGGCAGAUCUUGUCCACCGUGUGUCUUCUUCUGCACGAGACUUUGAGGCUGUCAGAGCGCUUUUUGCGUGGUUGCUCCCGCAAGUUUCCUUCUCUGGAGCUUCCCGCAGGUGGGCAGCUAGCUGCAGCGACUACCGCAUCAUCACAGCCUGUUGAACUCUUCUGAGCAAGAGAAGGGGAGGCGGGGUAAGGGAAGUAGGUGGAAGAUUCAGCCAAGCUCAAGGAUGGAAGUGCAGUUAGGGCUGGGAAGGGUCUACCCUCGGCCGCCGUCCAAGACCUACCGAGGAGCUUUCCAGAAUCUGUUCCAGAGCGUGCGCGAAGUGAUCCAGAACCCGGGCCCCAGGCACCCAGAGGCCGCGAGCGCAGCACCUCCCGGCGCCAGUUUGCUGCUGCUGCAGCAGCAGCAGCAGCAGCAGCAGCAGCAGCAGCAGCAGCAGCAGCAGCAGCAGCAGCAGCAGCAGCAAGAGACUAGCCCCAGGCAGCAGCAGCAGCAGCAGGGUGAGGAUGGUUCUCCCCAAGCCCAUCGUAGAGGCCCCACAGGCUACCUGGUCCUGGAUGAGGAACAGCAACCUUCACAGCCGCAGUCGGCCCUGGAGUGCCACCCCGAGAGAGGUUGCGUCCCAGAGCCUGGAGCCGCCGUGGCCGCCAGCAAGGGGCUGCCGCAGCAGCUGCCAGCACCUCCGGACGAGGAUGACUCAGCUGCCCCAUCCACGUUGUCCCUGCUGGGCCCCACUUUCCCCGGCUUAAGCAGCUGCUCCGCUGACCUUAAAGACAUCCUGAGCGAGGCCAGCACCAUGCAACUCCUUCAGCAACAGCAGCAGGAAGCAGUAUCCGAAGGCAGCAGCAGCGGGAGAGCGAGGGAGGCCUCGGGGGCUCCCACUUCCUCCAAGGACAAUUACUUAGGGGGCACUUCGACCAUUUCUGACAACGCCAAGGAGUUGUGUAAGGCAGUGUCGGUGUCCAUGGGCCUGGGUGUGGAGGCGUUGGAGCAUCUGAGUCCAGGGGAACAGCUUCGGGGGGAUUGCAUGUACGCCCCACUUUUGGGAGUUCCACCCGCUGUGCGUCCCACUCCUUGUGCCCCAUUGGCCGAAUGCAAAGGUUCUCUGCUAGACGACAGCGCAGGCAAGAGCACUGAAGAUACUGCUGAGUAUUCCCCUUUCAAGGGAGGUUACACCAAAGGGCUAGAAGGCGAGAGCCUAGGCUGCUCUGGCAGCGCUGCAGCAGGGAGCUCCGGGACACUUGAACUGCCGUCUACCCUGUCUCUCUACAAGUCCGGAGCACUGGACGAGGCAGCUGCGUACCAGAGUCGCGACUACUACAACUUUCCACUGGCUCUGGCCGGACCGCCGCCCCCUCCGCCGCCUCCCCAUCCCCACGCUCGCAUCAAGCUGGAGAACCCGCUGGACUACGGCAGCGCCUGGGCGGCUGCGGCGGCGCAGUGCCGCUAUGGGGACCUGGCGAGCCUGCAUGGCGCGGGUGCAGCGGGACCCGGUUCUGGGUCACCCUCAGCCGCCGCUUCCUCAUCCUGGCACACUCUCUUCACAGCCGAAGAAGGCCAGUUGUAUGGACCGUGUGGUGGUGGUGGGGGUGGUGGCGGCGGCGGCGGCGGCGGCGGCGGCGGCGGCGGCGGCGGCGGCGGCGGCGAGGCGGGAGCUGUAGCCCCCUACGGCUACACUCGGCCCCCUCAGGGGCUGGCGGGCCAGGAAAGCGACUUCACCGCACCUGAUGUGUGGUACCCUGGCGGCAUGGUGAGCAGAGUGCCCUAUCCCAGUCCCACUUGUGUCAAAAGCGAAAUGGGCCCCUGGAUGGAUAGCUACUCCGGACCUUACGGGGACAUGCGUUUGGAGACUGCCAGGGACCAUGUUUUGCCCAUUGACUAUUACUUUCCACCCCAGAAGACCUGCCUGAUCUGUGGAGAUGAAGCUUCUGGGUGUCACUAUGGAGCUCUCACAUGUGGAAGCUGCAAGGUCUUCUUCAAAAGAGCCGCUGAAGGGAAACAGAAGUACCUGUGCGCCAGCAGAAAUGAUUGCACUAUUGAUAAAUUCCGAAGGAAAAAUUGUCCAUCUUGUCGUCUUCGGAAAUGUUAUGAAGCAGGGAUGACUCUGGGAGCCCGGAAGCUGAAGAAACUUGGUAAUCUGAAACUACAGGAGGAAGGAGAGGCUUCCAGCACCACCAGCCCCACUGAGGAGACAACCCAGAAGCUGACAGUGUCACACAUUGAAGGCUAUGAAUGUCAGCCCAUCUUUCUGAAUGUCCUGGAAGCCAUUGAGCCAGGUGUAGUGUGUGCUGGACACGACAACAACCAGCCCGACUCCUUUGCAGCCUUGCUCUCUAGCCUCAAUGAACUGGGAGAGAGACAGCUUGUACACGUGGUCAAGUGGGCCAAGGCCUUGCCUGGCUUCCGCAACUUACACGUGGACGACCAGAUGGCUGUCAUUCAGUACUCCUGGAUGGGGCUCAUGGUGUUUGCCAUGGGCUGGCGAUCCUUCACCAAUGUCAACUCCAGGAUGCUCUACUUCGCCCCUGAUCUGGUUUUCAAUGAGUACCGCAUGCACAAGUCCCGGAUGUACAGCCAGUGUGUCCGAAUGAGGCACCUCUCUCAAGAGUUUGGAUGGCUCCAAAUCACCCCCCAGGAAUUCCUGUGCAUGAAAGCACUGCUACUCUUCAGCAUUAUUCCAGUGGAUGGGCUGAAAAAUCAAAAAUUCUUUGAUGAACUUCGAAUGAACUACAUCAAGGAACUCGAUCGUAUCAUUGCAUGCAAAAGAAAAAAUCCCACAUCCUGCUCAAGACGCUUCUACCAGCUCACCAAGCUCCUGGACUCCGUGCAGCCUAUUGCGAGAGAGCUGCAUCAGUUCACUUUUGACCUGCUAAUCAAGUCACACAUGGUGAGCGUGGACUUUCCGGAAAUGAUGGCAGAGAUCAUCUCUGUGCAAGUGCCCAAGAUCCUUUCUGGGAAAGUCAAGCCCAUCUAUUUCCACACCCAGUGAAGCAUUGGAAACCCUAUUUCCCCACCCCAGCUCAUGCCCCCUUUCAGAUGUCUUCUGCCUGUUAUAACUCUGCACUACUCCUCUGCAGUGCCUUGGGGAAUUUCCUCUAUUGAUGUACAGUCUGUCAUGAACAUGUUCCUGAAUUCUAUUUGCUGGGCUUUUUUUUUCUCUUUCUCUCCUUUCUUUUUCUUCUUCCCUCCCUAUCUAACCCUCCCAUGGCACCUUCAGACUUUGCUUCCCAUUGUGGCUCCUAUCUGUGUUUUGAAUGGUGUUGUAUGCCUUUAAAUCUGUGAUGAUCCUCAUAUGGCCCAGUGUCAAGUUGUGCUUGUUUACAGCACUACUCUGUGCCAGCCACACAAACGUUUACUUAUCUUAUGCCACGGGAAGUUUAGAGAGCUAAGAUUAUCUGGGGAAAUCAAAACAAAAACAAGCAAACAAAAAAAAAAAGCAAAAACAAAACAAAAAAUAAGCCAAAAAACCUUGCUAGUGUUUUUUCCUCAAAAAUAAAUAAAUAAAUAAAUAAAUACGUACAUACAUACACACAUACAUACAAACAUAUAGAAAUCCCCAAAGAGGCCAAUAGUGACGAGAAGGUGAAAAUUGCAGGCCCAUGGGGAGUUACUGAUUUUUUCAUCUCCUCCCUCCACGGGAGACUUUAUUUUCUGCCAAUGGCUAUUGCCAUUAGAGGGCAGAGUGACCCCAGAGCUGAGUUGGGCAGGGGGGUGGACAGAGAGGAGAGGACAAGGAGGGCAAUGGAGCAUCAGUACCUGCCCACAGCCUUGGUCCCUGGGGGCUAGACUGCUCAACUGUGGAGCAAUUCAUUAUACUGAAAAUGUGCUUGUUGUUGAAAAUUUGUCUGCAUGUUAAUGCCUCACCCCCAAACCCUUUUCUCUCUCACUCUCUGCCUCCAACUUCAGAUUGACUUUCAAUAGUUUUUCUAAGACCUUUGAACUGAAUGUUCUCUUCAGCCAAAACUUGGCGACUUCCACAGAAAAGUCUGACCACUGAGAAGAAGGAGAGCAGAGAUUUAACCCUUUGUAAGGCCCCAUUUGGAUCCAGGUCUGCUUUCUCAUGUGUGAGUCAGGGAGGAGCUGGAGCCAGAGGAGAAGAAAAUGAUAGCUUGGCUGUUCUCCUGCUUAGGACACUGACUGAAUAGUUAAACUCUCACUGCCACUACCUUUUCCCCACCUUUAAAAGACCUGAAUGAAGUUUUCUGCCAAACUCCGUGAAGCCACAAGCACCUUAUGUCCUCCCUUCAGUGUUUUGUGGGCCUGAAUUUCAUCACACUGCAUUUCAGCCAUGGUCAUCAAGCCUGUUUGCUUCUUUUGGGCAUGUUCACAGAUUCUCUGUUAAGAGCCCCCACCACCAAGAAGGUUAGCAGGCCAACAGCUCUGACAUCUAUCUGUAGAUGCCAGUAGUCACAAAGAUUUCUUACCAACUCUCAGAUCGCUGGAGCCCUUAGACAAACUGGAAAGAAGGCAUCAAAGGGAUCAGGCAAGCUGGGCGUCUUGCCCUUGUCCCCCAGAGAUGAUACCCUCCCAGCAAGUGGAGAAGUUCUCACUUCCUUCUUUAGAGCAGCUAAAGGGGCUACCCAGAUCAGGGUUGAAGAGAAAACUCAAUUACCAGGGUGGGAAGAAUGAAGGCACUAGAACCAGAAACCCUGCAAAUGCUCUUCUUGUCACCCAGCAUAUCCACCUGCAGAAGUCAUGAGAAGAGAGAAGGAACAAAGAGGAGACUCUGACUACUGAAUUAAAAUCUUCAGCGGCAAAGCCUAAAGCCAGAUGGACACCAUCUGGUGAGUUUACUCAUCAUCCUCCUCUGCUGCUGAUUCUGGGCUCUGACAUUGCCCAUACUCACUCAGAUUCCCCACCUUUGUUGCUGCCUCUUAGUCAGAGGGAGGCCAAACCAUUGAGACUUUCUACAGAACCAUGGCUUCUUUCGGAAAGGUCUGGUUGGUGUGGCUCCAAUACUUUGCCACCCAUGAACUCAGGGUGUGCCCUGGGACACUGGUUUUAUAUAGUCUUUUGGCACACCUGUGUUCUGUUGACUUCGUUCUUCAAGCCCAAGUGCAAGGGAAAAUGUCCACCUACUUUCUCAUCUUGGCCUCUGCCUCCUUACUUAGCUCUUAAUCUCAUCUGUUGAACUCAAGAAAUCAAGGGCCAGUCAUCAAGCUGCCCAUUUUAAUUGAUUCACUCUGUUUGUUGAGAGGAUAGUUUCUGAGUGACAUGAUAUGAUCCACAAGGGUUUCCUUCCCUGAUUUCUGCAUUGAUAUUAAUAGCCAAACGAACUUCAAAACAGCUUUAAAUAACAAGGGAGAGGGGAACCUAAGAUGAGUAAUAUGCCAAUCCAAGACUGCUGGAGAAAACUAAAGCUGACAGGUUCCCUUUUUGGGGUGGGAUAGACAUGUUCUGGUUUUCUUUAUUAUUACACAAUCUGGCUCAUGUACAGGAUCACUUUUAGCUGUUUUAAACAGAAAAAAAUAUCCACCACUCUUUUCAGUUACACUAGGUUACAUUUUAAUAGGUCCUUUACAUCUGUUUUGGAAUGAUUUUCAUCUUUUGUGAUACACAGAUUGAAUUAUAUCAUUUUCAUAUCUCUCCUUGUAAAUACUAGAAGCUCUCCUUUACAUUUCUCUAUCAAAUUUUUCAUCUUUAUGGGUUUCCCAAUUGUGACUCUUGUCUUCAUGAAUAUAUGUUUUUCAUUUGCAAAAGCCAAAAAUCAGUGAAACAGCAGUGUAAUUAAAAGCAACAACUGGAUUACUCCAAAUUUCCAAAUGACAAAACUAGGGAAAAAUAGCCUACACAAGCCUUUAGGCCUACUCUUUCUGUGCUUGGGUUUGAGUGAACAAAGGAGAUUUUAGCUUGGCUCUGUUCUCCCAUGGAUGAAAGGAGGAGGAUUUUUUUUUUCUUUUGGCCAUUGAUGUUCUAGCCAAUGUAAUUGACAGAAGUCUCAUUUUGCAUGCGCUCUGCUCUACAAACAGAGUUGGUAUGGUUGGUAUACUGUACUCACCUGUGAGGGACUGGCCACUCAGACCCACUUAGCUGGUGAGCUAGAAGAUGAGGAUCACUCACUGGAAAAGUCACAAGGACCAUCUCCAAACAAGUUGGCAGUGCUCGAUGUGGACGAAGAGUGAGGAAGAGAAAAAGAAGGAGCACCAGGGAGAAGGCUCCGUCUGUGCUGGGCAGCAGACAGCUGCCAGGAUCACGAACUCUGUAGUCAAAGAAAAGAGUCGUGUGGCAGUUUCAGCUCUCGUUCAUUGGGCAGCUCGCCUAGGCCCAGCCUCUGAGCUGACAUGGGAGUUGUUGGAUUCUUUGUUUCAUAGCUUUUUCUAUGCCAUAGGCAAUAUUGUUGUUCUUGGAAAGUUUAUUAUUUUUUUAACUCCCUUACUCUGAGAAAGGGAUAUUUUGAAGGACUGUCAUAUAUCUUUGAAAAAAGAAAAUCUGUAAUACAUAUAUUUUUAUGUAUGUUCACUGGCACUAAAAAAUAUAGAGAGCUUCAUUCUGUCCUUUGGGUAGUUGCUGAGGUAAUUGUCCAGGUUGAAAAAUAAUGUGCUGAUGCUAGAGUCCCUCUCUGUCCAUACUCUACUUCUAAAUACAUAUAGGCAUACAUAGCAAGUUUUAUUUGACUUGUACUUUAAGAGAAAAUAUGUCCACCAUCCACAUGAUGCACAAAUGAGCUAACAUUGAGCUUCAAGUAGCUUCUAAGUGUUUGUUUCAUUAGGCACAGCACAGAUGUGGCCUUUCCCCCCUUCUCUCCCUUGAUAUCUGGCAGGGCAUAAAGGCCCAGGCCACUUCCUCUGCCCCUUCCCAGCCCUGCACCAAAGCUGCAUUUCAGGAGACUCUCUCCAGACAGCCCAGUAACUACCCGAGCAUGGCCCCUGCAUAGCCCUGGAAAAAUAAGAGGCUGACUGUCUACGAAUUAUCUUGUGCCAGUUGCCCAGGUGAGAGGGCACUGGGCCAAGGGAGUGGUUUUCAUGUUUGACCCACUACAAGGGGUCAUGGGAAUCAGGAAUGCCAAAGCACCAGAUCAAAUCCAAAACUUAAAGUCAAAAUAAGCCAUUCAGCAUGUUCAGUUUCUUGGAAAAGGAAGUUUCUACCCCUGAUGCCUUUGUAGGCAGAUCUGUUCUCACCAUUAAUCUUUUUGAAAAUCUUUUAAAGCAGUUUUUAAAAAGAGAGAUGAAAGCAUCACAUUAUAUAACCAAAGAUUACAUUGUACCUGCUAAGAUACCAAAAUUCAUAAGGGCAGGGGGGGAGCAAGCAUUAGUGCCUCUUUGAUAAGCUGUCCAAAGACAGACUAAAGGACUCUGCUGGUGACUGACUUAUAAGAGCUUUGUGGGUUUUUUUUUCCCUAAUAAUAUACAUGUUUAGAAGAAUUGAAAAUAAUUUCGGGAAAAUGGGAUUAUGGGUCCUUCACUAAGUGAUUUUAUAAGCAGAACUGGCUUUCCUUUUCUCUAGUAGUUGCUGAGCAAAUUGUUGAAGCUCCAUCAUUGCAUGGUUGGAAAUGGAGCUGUUCUUAGCCACUGUGUUUGCUAGUGCCCAUGUUAGCUUAUCUGAAGAUGUGAAACCCUUGCUGAUAAGGGAGCAUUUAAAGUACUAGAUUUUGCACUAGAGGGACAGCAGGCAGAAAUCCUUAUUUCUGCCCACUUUGGAUGGCACAAAAAGUUAUCUGCAGUUGAAGGCAGAAAGUUGAAAUACAUUGUAAAUGAAUAUUUGUAUCCAUGUUUCAAAAUUGAAAUAUAUAUAUAUAUAUAUAUAUAUAUAUAUAUAUAUAUAUAGUGUGUGUGUGUGUUCUGAUAGCUUUAACUUUCUCUGCAUCUUUAUAUUUGGUUCCAGAUCACACCUGAUGCCAUGUACUUGUGAGAGAGGAUGCAGUUUUGUUUUGGAAGCUCUCUCAGAACAAACAAGACACCUGGAUUGAUCAGUUAACUAAAAGUUUUCUCCCCUAUUGGGUUUGACCCACAGGUCCUGUGAAGGAGCAGAGGGAUAAAAAGAGUAGAGGACAUGAUACAUUGUACUUUACUAGUUCAAGACAGAUGAAUGUGGAAAGCAUAAAAACUCAAUGGAACUGACUGAGAUUUACCACAGGGAAGGCCCAAACUUGGGGCCAAAAGCCUACCCAAGUGAUUGACCAGUGGCCCCCUAAUGGGACCUGAGCUGUUGGAAGAAGAGAACUGUUCCUUGGUCUUCACCAUCCUUGUGAGAGAAGGGCAGUUUCCUGCAUUGGAACCUGGAGCAAGCGCUCUAUCUUUCACACAAAUUCCCUCACCUGAGAUUGAGGUGCUCUUGUUACUGGGUGUCUGUGUGCUGUAAUUCUGGUUUUGGAUAUGUUCUGUAAAGAUUUUGACAAAUGAAAAUGUGUUUUUCUCUGUUAAAACUUGUCAGAGUACUAGAAGUUGUAUCUCUGUAGGUGCAGGUCCAUUUCUGCCCACAGGUAGGGUGUUUUUCUUUGAUUAAGAGAUUGACACUUCUGUUGCCUAGGACCUCCCAACUCAACCAUUUCUAGGUGAAGGCAGAAAAAUCCACAUUAGUUACUCCUCUUCAGACAUUUCAGCUGAGAUAACAAAUCUUUUGGAAUUUUUUCACCCAUAGAAAGAGUGGUAGAUAUUUGAAUUUAGCAGGUGGAGUUUCAUAGUAAAAACAGCUUUUGACUCAGCUUUGAUUUAUCCUCAUUUGAUUUGGCCAGAAAGUAGGUAAUAUGCAUUGAUUGGCUUCUGAUUCCAAUUCAGUAUAGCAAGGUGCUAGGUUUUUUCCUUUCCCCACCUGUCUCUUAGCCUGGGGAAUUAAAUGAGAAGCCUUAGAAUGGGUGGCCCUUGUGACCUGAAACACUUCCCACAUAAGCUACUUAACAAGAUUGUCAUGGAGCUGCAGAUUCCAUUGCCCACCAAAGACUAGAACACACACAUAUCCAUACACCAAAGGAAAGACAAUUCUGAAAUGCUGUUUCUCUGGUGGUUCCCUCUCUGGCUGCUGCCUCACAGUAUGGGAACCUGUACUCUGCAGAGGUGACAGGCCAGAUUUGCAUUAUCUCACAACCUUAGCCCUUGGUGCUAACUGUCCUACAGUGAAGUGCCUGGGGGGUUGUCCUAUCCCAUAAGCCACUUGGAUGCUGACAGCAGCCACCAUCAGAAUGACCCACGCAAAAAAAAGAAAAAAAAAAUUAAAAAGUCCCCUCACAACCCAGUGACACCUUUCUGCUUUCCUCUAGACUGGAACAUUGAUUAGGGAGUGCCUCAGACAUGACAUUCUUGUGCUGUCCUUGGAAUUAAUCUGGCAGCAGGAGGGAGCAGACUAUGUAAACAGAGAUAAAAAUUAAUUUUCAAUAUUGAAGGAAAAAAGAAAUAAGAAGAGAGAGAGAAAGAAAGCAUCACACAAAGAUUUUCUUAAAAGAAACAAUUUUGCUUGAAAUCUCUUUAGAUGGGGCUCAUUUCUCACGGUGGCACUUGGCCUCCACUGGGCAGCAGGACCAGCUCCAAGCGCUAGUGUUCUGUUCUCUUUUUGUAAUCUUGGAAUCUUUUGUUGCUCUAAAUACAAUUAAAAAUGGCAGAAACUUGUUUGUUGGACUACAUGUGUGACUUUGGGUCUGUCUCUGCCUCUGCUUUCAGAAAUGUCAUCCAUUGUGUAAAAUAUUGGCUUACUGGUCUGCCAGCUAAAACUUGGCCACAUCCCCUGUUAUGGCUGCAGGAUCGAGUUAUUGUUAACAAAGAGACCCAAGAAAAGCUGCUAAUGUCCUCUUAUCAUUGUUGUUAAUUUGUUAAAACAUAAAGAAAUCUAAAAUUUCA